UGGCCGGUCUCGUUCCCAUAGUCGAUGGUAGCCGUAGUCGUUCGGUCUAGCAUCGGUUGUAUUUUUGCAAGCACUCGAAAACAUUAUUAAUCUCGACCUCAUUGCUUCAACUUGUGUCGCCUGUUGUAACAACUCGUAAGGAGAUAUACCACAUUUAUUCACCUUUUUAAUCAGUACGACGGUGGUGCAACGGGAUUGAGAGGAAAAAAGAAUAGGAUACGAGUAAAGAAAUAAACGUAAAAGAAAAAAAUUAAAAAAAAAACUAACAAGAGAGAAGAAGAGAGUCGGACCUCCCCAUUUGUGUAGCAGCGAUGGCGGUGUUGGUGGUGCCGACGAGAACACUCUCCCUUCGUCUUGCACUCCCGGAGCUUUCCCCUCGCGAGUGAUAUAUUUUAAGAAUGGAGUAGACUUUUUAAAUGCCAUGAAAGAAAAAAAAAAUAUGUAUAAUCAACCGUCAAUUCGUUCAUUGCAGUCCUGGCAUCCUUAUCAAUUAAAGAUUAACAAUCGACGAAAAAUGAGUUCGAGUACUUGUUAUAAAUGCCACCGAAUGGGUCACUUCGCGCGGGAAUGCCCCCAGGGUAAUACCGGCGGACCAAGAGGAGGAGGAGGAGACCGUGGAGGACGCAGUGACAGAGACGGCGGUGGUUUCGUUCGAGGCCGCGAGAAGUGCUUCAAGUGUAACCAAUUUGGACAUUUUGCUCGUGACUGUAAAGAGGAUCAAGAACUUUGCUACCGCUGCCAUGGUGUAGGACACAUCGCAAAAGAUUGCCAACAGGGACCCGACUUGAAUUGUUACAUCUGCAACAAACAAGGUCACAUGGCCCGUAGUUGCCCAGAGGGUGGCAAUGAUUCCGCACGUUUUACUCAGAAUUGCUACAACUGCAAUAGACCAGGACACCUUGCACGUAAUUGCCCCGAAGGAGGCGGCAAAGUUUGCUACAUUUGUGGCAAAGGCGGUCACAUAAGCCGUGAAUGUGACCACGAUGACAGGAAGUAGGAGACAACAAUAAUCUGAGGCGCUCGCUUAACGAUUGCGAUUAGCCGUUUAGCGUGGUGCACAACGCCUACAUCGAGAAUUGUAUCUAGGUAGAGGAUAAUUAUGUUGAAACAAUGUUAUAUUGUCAGCUUAAGUUAACGCGGUUUGAUGUGCGUAAAUACUAAGUCUUUUUAUAUAUAUUAAACAUUGUUUCGUAGUAAUUAAUCUCUACUGACGCGUCAUAUCUCGGUUGCCCAAUACACCACAAUAAUCUCCUAUUAUAAUCCCGGUCCUAAAAUCCUGAAUAAAUAUUCCUCUCUAUUUCCCUGUUUAUUAAAUUCGAUUUCCCUUUUACAAAGUAUACCCGAAGUUGUUCUCUUCGUAAAUAAAAAAGGCUUAACAUUUUUUUUUUUUUUUUUAAAUUAUAAUUAUAAUAAUGCCUUUAAGUUUUUUUAAUUGUUACACCGAUCACGUGCGCGUGCGCGCAACGACAUGGACACUAUUAUUAUUAAUAUUAUAAUUAUACCUGUGAGGAUGAAGAAAGCUUGAUGGCGAUGAUGAUGAUGAUGAUGAUAAUGAUGAUGGUCGUGAUAAUGGAGAUGGUACACGAGAUGAGGAAGAUUUAAAUAUUUAUCGAAAAAAAAAAACUUACAGAUACAGUACAUUAUUAAUAAGAUGUAAUAAUAAUUAUGACAAAAAAAAACGAAUGAAAGAUUAAGUACAUUUGAUUGAUCUAGCUAAUGUGUAGGUAUGAAUCCUCAGCUCCUAUUUUUAUCUUCUGCUUGUCUCGUAAUGGCAUGUUGCGAUGCAAGGUGUCUGGAUUUUUUUUCGUGUUGACCAUAAUCACAAUUGAUGUGAAAAUAAAGAUAAAGGAAACUUAUAAAAAAUUGAUGAGAUAACAAAAAAAAUUACUGAUAAUUGUAUUGUACAUUAACUAUUAUUAUUAUUAUUGUAAUAACACAAAAUGGCUUUUUUUUAUUGUAAACCGUGAAUAUUCAUUCACGGUCAAUCAUGAAUAUUUUGUUUUAAUUUAAUGAUGAUUAUAUGGUUGGAACAUAAAAAUUUUUUCUUGUAUAAAAUGAAGACUGAAUUGAACAGGCUUUUAAUUUUGAUUUUCUUAAGUAAAUGAGAGUUACAAAUGGGUAAA
Messenger RNA from Cotesia glomerata, 2123 nucleotides. It is a transcript of the gene CNBP, whose product is annotated as CCHC-type zinc finger protein CG3800. The transcript has 4 exons. The record is from RefSeq and is a predicted model, not a curated record. Gene Ontology annotation, molecular function: translation regulator activity; single-stranded RNA binding; zinc ion binding. NCBI's taxonomy places the organism in Eukaryota, Metazoa, Arthropoda, Insecta, Hymenoptera, Braconidae. Bases 422 to 997 code for a protein of 191 amino acids. Gene Ontology annotation, biological process: positive regulation of cytoplasmic translation. Gene Ontology annotation, cellular component: cytoplasm.